Microcebus murinus (gray mouse lemur) is the source of this 685-nucleotide messenger RNA. It is a transcript of the gene ADIG, whose product is annotated as adipogenin. The record is from RefSeq and is a predicted model, not a curated record. Lineage: Eukaryota; Metazoa; Chordata; Mammalia; Primates; Cheirogaleidae. Gene Ontology annotation, cellular component: cytoplasm; nucleus; lipid droplet. Gene Ontology annotation, biological process: white fat cell differentiation; brown fat cell differentiation.
CUACCAGGUCCCCAGGGGCAGCCCUGCCAGCCCAGCCCAGGCUGGCCUGGCUUAGCCACACAUGCACCAUGAGGUACCCUUUGGUGCCACUAGUGAACGACCUCACGUUUUCUUUCCUGGUUUUCUGGCUGUGCCUCCCUGUGGGUUUGCUGUUAUUUUUGAUGAUCGUCUGGCUACGCUUCUUACUUAGACAAGAUUCAAAGGACAAUGACUCAGAUCUGUGCUUGGAUUGGGAGCCCUGGAGCAAAGGCCUGGCCCAGUUCUGCUGGAAGGGGGCGCUGCCUGGCCCGGAGCAGGAGUGGCUCUGCGGGUGAGCCGGCUCUGCCAGCCUGGCUUCCCCAGCGUCAUCUGGGCCGUGGCGAUGGCCGAAGUGGACGGGAGAGACCAGCCAGGGAGGGAAGAGGACUUUGGCGACUGCAGCGCCUCCCUGGAACCCCCAGCUCGUGCGCUCUGCAGACGGACAUGCGAACGCCUCCUGAGGAGCCAGCUGUUCUACACCCUUGCGGGGACCGGCCAGGCCCCCCCGCAAGGAGCCCGCGUCUGUGAAGACAGGAGGAGCAGGCACAUGGGGACAAGUUGGCCAACGCGAUCCAGAGAGGCCCCAGGGCAGGCUGGGGCCAGAGGGUGGGGUUGCACAUUAAAGAAGCCAGGGGCUUCCUGUGCCCAGGGGCCCCUGGCAAACCUG